Myxocyprinus asiaticus (Chinese sucker) is the source of this 1830-nucleotide messenger RNA. It is a transcript of the gene dbnla, whose product is annotated as drebrin-like a. Gene Ontology annotation, molecular function: actin filament binding. The coding region runs from base 131 to 1651 and encodes 506 amino acids. Gene Ontology annotation, cellular component: site of polarized growth; plasma membrane; postsynaptic density. The record is from RefSeq and is a predicted model, not a curated record. NCBI's taxonomy places the organism in Eukaryota, Metazoa, Chordata, Actinopteri, Cypriniformes, Catostomidae. Gene Ontology annotation, biological process: postsynaptic actin cytoskeleton organization; positive regulation of axon extension; regulation of actin filament polymerization. The transcript has 15 exons.
AAAACUUGCUAAACCAGAUCUCACGGGAAAGGUGCGUUUUUAAACCGACAGAGGACGGUCCACUAAAAGAGGAAGAGCAGCGAACGACAAGGUUAUGAUUACGUCUCCAUUAAAAGUCUUAUAACAGAUUAUGGCGGUUAACUUGAGUAAAAACGGACCUGCGCUUACAGAAGCAUAUACUGAUGUGGUGAGCGGGAAAACUGACACAAACUGGGUCUUGUUUACCUAUGAGGGGAACAGCAAUGACAUCCGGGUAGCAGGGAAAGGAGAUGGUGGGCUUGAAGAAAUGGUGGAUGAACUGAACAGUGGUAAAAUCAUGUACGCCUUCUGUCGAGUACUCGACCCCAGCUCUGGAGUCCCCAAGUUUGUGCUCAUCAACUGGAUUGGUGAAGGGGUUAAGGAUGUAAGAAAGGGAGUUUGUGCCAAUCAUGUUCAUUCAAUGGCCAAUUUUCUGAGGGGUGCUCAUGUGACCAUCAAUGCUCGAUCAGAAGAUGACGCUGAACCUGCUGCCAUCAUGGAGAAGGUGGCCAAGGGCUCAGGUGUCAACUACAACAUCCACAAAGAAUCAAACCAGAACAGUAAUUAUGAACCUCCUGGACGUGUGGGUUCUGUCUAUAAGAGGGUAAGUGCCAUUGAUGAAAUUCAAGGGACGAACAGAGACAACUUUUGGGCUCAGGCUGAGAAAGAUGAGAUGAUCAGGCGUCAAGAAGAGCGCAGGAGGGCGAACGAGGAGAGACAGCGACUGGAGAAAGAAAAGAAGGAACAGGAUGAGAGAGAGGCAAAUGAACGAGAACGACGGCGGAGAGAGAGAGAGAAACAUAUCGACCAACAGAGACUUUUUGAAAAGAAGCAAGAAGCCGUGAAUAAAGAACAGGAACAACGAAAAUGGGAGGAAGAGGAGAGCAUACGCCAGACCCCUGUAAGAACAGGAAUAUUGCGAUCUGAGUCUGUGCAAAAGGCCAAUGAGGCUGCGUCACUCAUCUCUCAGCGUUCCAUAAAUCCCAGGGAGUUGUUCAAGCAGCGGGAGAGGACUUUGCUCAGCAGUGGAACAUCUUUCUCUGCAACCCGACCAGGUCAGCUAAGAAGCCCAUUUUUAUCUCAGCAAGCAGUCAAUUUGGAAAACCCUCCCAGUGAGCACAAGUCUCAGCCCUUAUCUCCCAUACGCCCUAUGGCGUCCGCCUCAGUCUCACGUGUACUAGCCCCGAUCUCUCCUGAGAGUGAAGCUCCUGUCUUCCCAGUGAAAAAUCCAGACCCCUUCUCUGUAGAUCCAUUUGUAUCUGCGCAAGCACAGGAAUCAGAAAACGAAUGGGAAGAUUCAGAAGAGGAGGGAUCAUCCCCAGCUACUGUGAGCCAAACUAAGCAAAGUGAAGAUGAAAACCACAUUUAUGCAAAUCUCCCCUCUCAAAGUCUAUAUCAGAAUGCUCACCAGGCUUUUGAAACCCCUACUGCUGAAGAGGAGGAGACAGGCGAUAACCAGAACAUUUGCGCAAGAGCACUGUACGACUACCAAGCAUCGGAUGACACAGAGAUCACCUUUGACCCGGAUGAUAUUAUCACAGAUAUAGAUAUGAUAGAUGAUGGCUGGUGGAGGGGUUACGGUCCUGAUGGUCACUACGGAAUGUUUCCUGCUAACUAUGUUGAGCUUCUUUAAUCCUGCACAAACCAAUCAGACAUAAUACCAAGUGACAGGAUGAUAUUACCGUGACCUUUCAGCUUGGAGUCACCAGGCAUUUGGGAAAUAUUUUACUUUUACUCUUUUGUAAUGUUCAAUAAAUUGUAUUACCUUUUUGAUGUUACUUUAAUCUUGAUUCAAAUCAAUAAAUAAACAAA